AUGGCCAUCCUCGAGAGCGUGCCUGGUAUUGAGGUCACGAUCGAAGUCGCCGGAAGCACCGCAGAUGAAUUUGAUGACCCCAACACGACGAACCCAGCCUCGGAGAAGUCUCUGACCAAGUACAUUGAGUGUAUCGACGAUGCCGAAUUCGCCGUGAUGACCAAAAUUGGCCAUGGCUUCUUGUGGGAUGAGGCUCAAGUUUUGGUUUUCACCAUACAUGUGGACGGCGUCCCCGCAAGAGCUAAAAUAUUUGGCCCGCGUAACGUGGACAAAGUGCAAAAGUGUGAAGGCGUGUUGGAACACCAGCCAGGGAAGGCGGGUUGGGGGGUCCGCAAGUUCAAGUUUUCCCCGAUGCAGAUAGUCGAUGCUGCGAAUAGGAACAAUACCCAUUCGACAAAGUCAAUAUACUCGAAGCUUGGGACCCUUAGCAUCGAAAUUGAGCGCCGCAUUAUACUCACAAAGAAGAAUUCCUCCUCGAUUGCCUACAGUGGAACCCGGCCCGCCUCUGUUACAGAAAAGCAGAUCAAGGGCCAAGCUGUAUCCCAUAGCGUAUCAGUGUCAUCCAAGCUGGAGACAGUCAACCCAACAUUCUUCGACACCAAGCCUGUAGCAUCAGACGAUGGCCCGAUUGCGGUCUUCAACUUCUUGUAUCGUUCUCGGACUGCGCUCAAGCAUGAGCUGAUCAUCCCUAGAACACCAUCCCCAGAUCCACUGGAUGGCAUGUCCAUGGAGGAGUUGCGGAAGCUCGCGCGAAUAGGAAUGAGUCGGCCUUUCAAGCCCGAAGGCGGAGUGAAGCGCGAGCGAGCCGAGCCAAGUGAUUCUAUCGAUCUCACGGAGGAAAAGGCCUUUCUGCAGACUGCCAAGCGGACCCGUCGCGAGCCUCCUGUUGAUUUGACAGACGAUUGA
This is a messenger RNA of Microdochium trichocladiopsis, 906 nucleotides long. RefSeq lists its product as uncharacterized. The transcript has 5 exons. The record is from RefSeq and is a predicted model, not a curated record. Bases 1 to 906 code for a protein of 301 amino acids. NCBI's taxonomy places the organism in Eukaryota, Fungi, Ascomycota, Sordariomycetes, Xylariales, Microdochiaceae.